Sphenostylis stenocarpa is the source of this 189-nucleotide messenger RNA. NCBI's taxonomy places the organism in Eukaryota, Viridiplantae, Streptophyta, Magnoliopsida, Fabales, Fabaceae. The record is from the annotation of a GenBank genome assembly.
AUGCAACAAUCGAAGUUGAGAAGACAGAUAAAGAAGGAGACAGCCUCUUCAGCAACAACUAAUAAGAUAACAAAAGCUGAUUAUCUUACAAAGCAUAUAGUUAGGGACAGGACAGUGAUCCAGUUUUGUGGAUUUCAUAAUUGGCUGCGUGAUUUAUGGGAAUUAGAUGGGUCUGCAAAAGCUGCGUGA